AUGCAAAAUAGUACGGAUUGCCUGAAUCUCAACUCGGAGUUAUGGUUGUAUCGAGAAGACUUGUCAACAAGGUGGUAUAUAAUGUUGAUAUUCGCCUUUCUCUACCUUAUCAUUAUUGCUGCUGGGAUAAUUGGUAACACCUGUGUGAUUCUGGCAAUCACUAGAAACAAGUCUCUCCAAACGGUUCCGAAUCUUUUCAUUCUUUCCUUAUCGUGCUCUGAUAUUGUUGUGUGUUGUACGUCAGCCACAAUCACUCCAAUAACUGCGUUCAAAAAAGAAUGGAUCUUCGGAGAGGCACUCUGUCGUAUUGCUCCUUUCAUUGCGGGAAUCAGUCUUUGUUACUCAACAUUCACAUUGACGGCUAUUUCUAUUGAUAGAUAUAUCCUAAUUCGAUUUCCAAUGAGAAAACCAAUCACUCAUUAUCAGGCGGUGGGAGUCAUUGCUCUAAUUUGCGGUUUCGCUGCAACUAUCACAUCACCGAUUAUGUUCAAACAGAGACUCGGAGAGUUUGAGAACUUUUGCGGUCUUUAUUGCACGGAGAACUGGGGAGCCAAUGAGAGUCAGCGAAAAAUCUAUGGAGCUGCUUUGAUGUUUCUUCAACUUGUCAUUCCACUCACAAUCAUCAUCAUCUCCUACACAGCAAUUUCUCUGAAAAUCGGACAAAGCAUGAUUCUGAAAGGAGCGAAGAAGCAGAAAACCGACAAUUGGGAAAUGGAAUUAAGCGAUCAACAAAGGAUCGCGGUGAAAAGAAGACAAAGAACCAAUCGCAUGCUUAUUGGUAUGGUUGUCGCAUUUGCGUGCAGUUGGAUUUGGUCGGUGACGUUCAAUAUCCUUAGAGACUAUGAGUACUUGCCAGAACUUAUUAAGACUCAAGAGUACAUUUUUGGUAUCGCCACUCAUUGCAUCGCAAUGACAUCAACGGUCUGGAACCCGCUUCUCUAUGCUGUCCUUAACCUUCAACUCCGUGCUGCAUUCAUCGACUUGAUGCCCCACUGGCUCCGUCGUCGUCUCAAUCUUGAAGGGGACAAUAGCUCGCCAUUGCUUACUCAUCCAACGAUGACGAUUACUAAUAAGUACGGAUCUACGGCAACACAGGCAAUCAAAGCAACAUACAUUAAUACCGCAAACGGACAACCAUACGUGUCAACAAGUUUAGUAGUGGGUAAAGUUCAACAAGAACCUUCAAGUUUUAAAUUUAACGGAUCGGGUCGCAAAAAGUCAAUGAUGCGAAUUCUAGUGCAAAAAAGAAACAAGGAAGAGGAAGAACAACUAAUCACAAAAGAAUCACCAUCGCCGCCAGAAAUCCAGAUGGAUACACUUUGUGCGGCACCCAUAAUCCCUCGACGAAAAAGUGCUCAGCCAAGGUCCACAAAUGAAAAAGUUGUGCUGCCGAGGAAGGCUUCUUUUUAA
Molecule: messenger RNA, 1410 nt
Organism: Caenorhabditis remanei
Lineage: Eukaryota; Metazoa; Nematoda; Chromadorea; Rhabditida; Rhabditidae
Exons: 9
Coding region: 1-1410 (469 amino acids)
Biological process (GO): G protein-coupled receptor signaling pathway
Cellular component (GO): plasma membrane; neuron projection
Molecular function (GO): neuropeptide binding; neuropeptide Y receptor activity
Source: RefSeq, a predicted model, not a curated record